Callorhinchus milii (elephant shark) is the source of this 1384-nucleotide messenger RNA. RefSeq names its product RNA pseudouridine synthase D3. The coding region runs from base 1 to 1068 and encodes 355 amino acids. Gene Ontology annotation, molecular function: pseudouridine synthase activity; RNA binding. The transcript is spliced from 9 exons. Lineage: Eukaryota; Metazoa; Chordata; Chondrichthyes; Chimaeriformes; Callorhinchidae. The record is from RefSeq and is a predicted model, not a curated record. Gene Ontology annotation, biological process: pseudouridine synthesis.
AUGAGGGCGGCCCCGGCUCGGGGCUCGGGGCUGGUGGGAGUGAUGUUGAUGGUGACGGGGCUCAAGGCUGCGGGCCAGGCACAGCGCCGCCUCUGCACAGCGGCCAAGUGGUACAAUACACAGUUGCAGGGAGACCGAGCCGGGCAGCCAAAGCCCCAGCGUUUGAAAGCGGUCAGUAUCCUGCAAGAGCCUGGUGUCCCUGUGGUGGGGAACAUGAGCAGGCAAGCUGUGGUGGAUUUAUUAGCGGCAAGCGUGGUAUAUCAGGAAGGUUCUCUGGUUGGUUUCAAUAAACCUCCAAAUCUGGCCAUCACAGGUAAAGAUGACCUGUGUCUGACCUCUCUGCUGUCUGCUGUUCAGCGACGCUUAUCUCUCGCGCAGGAGCUGCACAUAGUGAAAGCAAGCAGCAAAGAACAUUCGGGCCUGGUUCUGCUCUCCACAUGUCACCAAACCACCCAAAGCAUUGAGAAUGCCUACGCCAGGCGUGAUGGGAAGAAAACAGCAUUAACGAGCUACUGUGCAGUGACGGUGGGCAUUCCCGAACCUGCGAUGGGGGAGAUCAGUGUUGCACUGACACAACAGAGCCUCGGGGAGCAGACUAUGGUAGUGCCGGUGCUCAAUCCCUCUGCAGGAAACUUUGAGAGGAAGAAGGUGAAGAAGGCAGUGACUCGGUACCGGGUAUUGGACGCUGCCAAUGGCUGUGCGUUGGUACAGCUUCAGCCACUCACAACCUUUCAGAACCUGCUGCAGGUUCACCUUACCCUCAAGCUGUGCACCGUUCUCGGAGAUCAUGUUUAUUCCUCUCGAGUGGGACGGGUUCUGGGGCUUCCUGUCCUCUUCUCAGUUGACCUGGCUGUUCCCCGGACUCAGGUCCUGGAUGAGGCCUUGUUACAGAAGCUGCAUUUGCGCCGGGAGCAGAUGCACCGAAUGCCGCUUCACCUGCACUUACACAGAUUCUCAAUCCCAGCGUGUGGCAGAAAGAGCUCAGAGACUGUAAUCACAGCUCCUCUGCCUGCUUUCUUCAUUAGGACUCUCCAAUUGCUGGGUUUAAGAAUGAAACAAUCUGCUUAACAGGUUAUCGAGGAAAGAAGCUGAUCGGCCUGAGGCAUUGGGCUGACAGUCUGGGAGUUCUCUCUGAGAGACUGCACAUGUUCCACAACAGACUUCACAACAGAAUGGAGAUGGGCUUAGUGGCAUUGACCCAAUAUUGUAUACCAGUCUUUGCCAGCACUCAGUGUUUAUUGCAGAUCACUUUUACUUUGGUCAUACACCUCCUUCCUGGAGAGCUGAGGCUGCUAAACCAUCCCAUACCACAGAACCAAGACUAUUUCACUGCACGAAGAAAAAGAAUUAUUAAAUUGACUAAAAGUCACUGUGAUUUUCAAAC